AUGCUGCUAACAAUCACAACAGUGACCGCUGUCGGCGCUUAUUUGCACCUUUUCUUCAGGAGGAAAAUCCGAUGUCAUGGCGAUGGCGAGAAGUGCACUCCAUGCACCGUCUCAGAUGUAGCUUGUGUCUUUUCAAAGAAGCUAAAGCGCAAUAGAAAGAGGAAGAGCUACUACGAAAACGAAGGAGUCGAGAAUAGGCGUGACGACCUUGGGAUUUCAAAAACUCCGGAAGCUCACGGUGGCACUGUUGACUCAGCUUCUUACUCUCCCUCUCAAGACCUUAGGAAGUCGCAGCCAGUUGCCUCUGAGCAAUCACCACUCAACAUAGUCACACGUAACGGCGGUGAAAACCCGUUAUCGUCAUGGCGGCGUCGGACGGAAGCCUCUUCAAAUACAAAAUCAAGACAGCUAUCGGAACCCGUGGUUGGUCACAUGGGCCGACUGGUUUCCUAUGACGACCAGACAGCCAUGUUCGCAGGUUCAUCAACAGGCGUACACUUCAUCAGCCAGGCCGAGCAACAGUUGCAAAUGUUACGGAUCCAUACCGAAACAUUCCCGAGCAGCAUCUACAGUCUCUAUCUUCACAACACAUGGGCCACUCCACCUAAAGAUUCCCAGUCGCAGGUUAUUGCCGCCAUGGUAUCCCAACUUCCGCUCGAUGCUGCCGUUGUCCUCGAAGCAACCAUCGACCACUGGACACCGCUAUACCCCAUUGUACAUAAGCAAUCCACCGUUGAGGCUCUACAUAGGUUAAUUGAGGACCCCGAACAUGGUGAUAUCAGUUUACUAUACCAGAUUCUGGGUCUACUCGCUUUAGGAACCUUGGGACAUUCCGGGUCUUGCCAGCAGAGUCAUCAUCAUUUUCUCUGCCUUUCCGAGAGAUAUUACACAAUGUCCGCCACAUUGACGAACCUGCUUCAGGAGCGACCGUCUCUACCAACGCUCCAAGGGUUGGAGAUUGCCCAAAUCUAUCUUCAGUUAUCAUCUCGCUACUCGGCUGCGUCGCAACUAGGGGGCAUGGCCACGAGAAUGGCACAGAACCUCGGGCUUCAUCGCCACUCCCAAAGAUUCAAAUUUGAUCCUUUGGAAACAGAACUCCGGCGGCGUGUAUGGUGGUGUCAAUAUUCGCUUGAUACAUUCUCCAGCGCCUAUCACGGAAUGCCAAGAUUAAUUCGCGACCAGGACGUGGAUACCGACCUGCCCUCCCGCAUUGACCAUGACCAAGUGUCACGCGAGAGCGUGGCAUUCCCUUUACCUGGAGAAAGGUCCCAAGUUGACACGGCUCUUUGCAUGUUCAAACUGGCAGUGAUUGUAGGAGAAGCCCUGGAGAAAUUAUAUUCGACGACUCGACGGCGGGGGGGAAUUGCGAAAAUUGCACAACUGCAAGCCGAACUUACAAUAUGGGAGCGAAUGCUGCCAACGGACAGUGUCGCAGAUCUGGAAGACGAGGGCGCAGACCCUACGGCGAAAGUCUUGACUGAUACCUUUGAAAUAGCUUUCCUGCGCGCUGCAUUCUAUAAUGCUAUGGUGCAUGUUCACCGACCUGCGCUUGCUUUCACAACUGCUGACCCUCAGUUCCACGUCUCCCUGCUGGCCUGCGGUCGUGCCUCAGCCGACUUGAUCAGUCUGACUGCUGGCCUGGUGUCCGAUUCAGCAAUAGAGAUGGCAACUCCGAGGAUCGACUCCAUCAUCAUCGCGCAUCUUUACCCAAACGGGUUGCACAUGUUGUGGCAAGCUGGUUUGACAAUACUGUUUGCAAGAUGGAAGGGCCAACCACUUGCAGGCGACGAAGUGGAUGAGGACUUGGUCAAGACCUGCGCUGCAACGUUGCGCCAUUUGAGAGCUGAUGACUCCAAUAUCUGUAUCCCUCAAUGUGCUGACGUCCUCGACAUGCUCCGCACAAAGACGUUCUCAACUAGAGAAACCCAUCAGCCGGUACUUGAUCAGCUGCAAUGGAAUGUCUGGGACUGGCCAAUGGCAUCGGCGCUGGAGCUUGCCAAUACUCUGGAUGCAAUACCGUUGGAUCUUCACUUCGAGCCGGGCAUGGAUAUAUGA
Molecule: messenger RNA, 2055 nt
Organism: Colletotrichum orchidophilum
Lineage: Eukaryota; Fungi; Ascomycota; Sordariomycetes; Glomerellales; Glomerellaceae
Exons: 5
Coding region: 1-2055 (684 amino acids)
Biological process (GO): DNA-templated transcription; positive regulation of transcription by RNA polymerase II
Cellular component (GO): nucleus
Molecular function (GO): sequence-specific DNA binding; DNA-binding transcription factor activity, RNA polymerase II-specific; zinc ion binding
Source: RefSeq, a predicted model, not a curated record